Molecule: messenger RNA, 1653 nt
Organism: Epinephelus fuscoguttatus (brown-marbled grouper)
Lineage: Eukaryota; Metazoa; Chordata; Actinopteri; Perciformes; Serranidae
Gene: tmtopsa
Product: teleost multiple tissue opsin a
Exons: 4
Coding region: 1-1221 (406 amino acids)
Biological process (GO): visual perception; G protein-coupled receptor signaling pathway
Cellular component (GO): membrane; photoreceptor outer segment
Molecular function (GO): G protein-coupled receptor activity
Source: RefSeq, a predicted model, not a curated record
AUGAUCGUGUCCAACGUGAGCCUGAGCGGCUGCGCAGGGGUCAACAGCGCUCUGUGCGCCGCAGCCGGGGAAGGGCACUUGGGGGGAGGCUCAUACCGGACCACCCUCACCCCGACGGGGCACCUGAUUGUGGCCGUGUGCCUUGGCUUCAUCGGCACUCUCGGACUUAUGAACAACCUGCUGGUGCUCGUGCUCUUCUGCCGCUACAAGAUGCUGCGGUCGCCCAUCAACCUGCUCCUGAUUAACAUUUCCAUCAGCGACCUGCUGGUGUGCGUACUGGGGACUCCGUUCAGCUUCGCCGCCAGCACGCAGGGACGGUGGCUCAUAGGAGACGGCGGAUGCGUGUGGUACGGAUUCGCCAACUCCCUCUUUGGCAUCGUUUCCCUGAUCUCCCUGGCUGUCCUCUCCUAUGAGCGCUACAGCACCAUGGUGGCCCCCACUGAGGCCGACUCCUCCAACUACCGGAAGAUCUCCCUGGGCAUCAUCCUCUCCUGGGUCUACUCCCUCAUCUGGACCCUGCCGCCACUCUUUGGCUGGAGCCAAUAUGGCCCAGAGGGACCCGGGACCACCUGCUCUGUCGACUGGACGGCCAAGACGGCGAAUAGCAUGUCUUACAUCAUCUGCCUGUUUGUCUUCUGCCUCAUCGUGCCAUUCCUGGUGAUCGUGUUCUGCUACGGGAAGCUGCUGUGCGCCAUCAGACAGGUGAGCGGGAUCAACGCGUCGAUGAGCAGAAAACGUGAGCAGCGUGUGUUAUUCAUGGUUGUGAUCAUGGUGAUCUGCUACCUGCUGUGCUGGCUGCCGUAUGGCAUCAUGGCCCUGCUGGCCACUUUCGGGCCGCCCGGCCUGGUCACACCCGUGGCGAGCAUCAUCCCCUCGAUCCUGGCCAAGACGAGUACGGUCAUCAACCCAGUCAUCUAUGUCUUCAUGAAUAAACAGUUUUACAGAUGUUUCCAAGCCCUGCUGCAUUGUGAGACUCCGCGACGAGGCUCCAGCUUAAAGAGCUCCUCCAAGGUCGCCACCAAAGCCGUAAGAGGUGUAGCAGUGACUGGUCCCCGCCGCACCAACGACUUCCUAUUUAUGGUAGCCUCCUUGGGUCAACCGGCAGCCACCAUCCCCCAACUGGACCCCUCAGUGGAACCCACCAUUGACGUCACCAAAGGCCCCUCUUCAGACAUCAACAAACCUGUUGUAGUAUCGCUAGUGGCCCACUUUGACGGCUGAUGAUCAGCUAUAACCACAAACUCCCAAACUCCCCAGCCAGGACGUCAUUAAUAAUGAGAGAGGUGGUGUUACUGAGGCUUGGAGAGUAACAGCCUGCGAGUCCAGGUGGAUUUUACGCGGCUGUUGCAUCAGCUUCACCCCAGCUAGUAGACAUGAUGGACCAGUAACAAAGGCUUGGACUGCCUCUGGACAAUAUAAACCUGCAAGAGCUGGGCAUGUGUGUUUCUCUGCAGAGAAAAAGUAUACAUCUGUCUUGCAAGGGACAAGCAUUUAAAUGAUGUUCUUAUCACAAUUUUGGGAGAAAGCACUGUUGGAUAAGAUCAACCGUCAGAAAUGUGCUCAGAGUGCAGGAGGAGGGAUAAGAUAUAUUUUUUAUUGAUUAGUUACUGGCUGUGGUUACAAAGUGAGGUUUAAGAACAUAAGUUGUUUAUC